Messenger RNA from Lutra lutra (Eurasian river otter), 231 nucleotides. RefSeq names its product small nuclear ribonucleoprotein G-like. Gene Ontology annotation, biological process: spliceosomal snRNP assembly; mRNA splicing, via spliceosome. The coding region runs from base 1 to 231 and encodes 76 amino acids. Lineage: Eukaryota; Metazoa; Chordata; Mammalia; Carnivora; Mustelidae. Gene Ontology annotation, molecular function: RNA binding. The transcript has a single exon. The record is from RefSeq and is a predicted model, not a curated record. Gene Ontology annotation, cellular component: U5 snRNP; U2 snRNP; U1 snRNP.
AUGAGCAAAGUUCACCCUCCCAAGUUGAAAAAAUGUAUGGACCAGAAAUUAUCAUUGAAAUUAAAUGGUGACAGACAUGUUCAAGGAAUAUUGCGGGGGUUCAAUCCGUUUAUGAAUCUUGUGAUAGAUGAAUGUGUGGAGAUGGCAACUCAUGGGCAACAGAACAAUACUGGAACUGUGGUAGUACGAGGAGAUCCUAUCAUCAGGUUAGAAGCCUUAGAACGAGUAUAA